Messenger RNA from Glossina fuscipes, 4795 nucleotides. RefSeq lists its product as uncharacterized. Lineage: Eukaryota; Metazoa; Arthropoda; Insecta; Diptera; Glossinidae. Bases 2187 to 4502 code for a protein of 771 amino acids. The record is from RefSeq and is a predicted model, not a curated record. The transcript is spliced from 7 exons.
UGAUUGUUUUAUUUUCGGUUGCCCAAGUCUUGAUGUCCAAAAGUUGAAACAAUAUAUAAUUUAAGAUUGAUCGUCCUUGUGAUUACUGAUUUGUAUGUAUCUAUGUAUAUAUAUGUAUAUACGUAUUGUUCCCUAAGUAGGUUUACUGAAAAGUGCAAGGACUUUUAAAUUUCUUGUUUAUCUCUUAAUAAUACCACGUCUUCAGAGCAAGUCAUUAAAUACAUGUCUUAUGAAAACAUAAAUGCGAUAAUAUGUUUGAACGGAAGCGAGCAAAUUCUUUACAUGCCGCAGUUAUUGGUAAAGCUUCUUAACCACAACCACCACAAGCCUGUAAAAUAUUAUCGUUUCGGUCAAAGUGUUUUGUAAUUUUGAAAUGUAACGAUUUCACAAUCUUGGCUUCUUUUUAGAGCGUAAUCACUUUCGAUACAACUUUCACAAGUGGUGUAGUAUGGCCAAAAUCACUUUUGUCAAAGUUAACUGACCCUAAUUUUGUCUAUUAGAGAAAAGGCUGGGAAUUUUUCUUUGACCUCUUGCAUUGAAGUCCAUUGAAGUUAGGCUACAUCCCAAGUUACAAAUUUCAUAGCGAUUUAUUUUUUUUCAUCGAAUUUUUCGAUUCGAUCUUUCCAAUCGAGCAAGUACGAUGCUGCCGUAGCGAUUCAAGAAUGAUUAGGCAAAUAGGAUGAUUGAGGAAACGGCGCAAGUUGAUCGUAUGACCAAACGUGUUCGAAGAACCGAAGCAGUGUGAAAAAGAAUAUAUUAUUGAAUUACAAACACCAAGUCGUUUGUCCAUAAUUGUGAUAAAUAGCUUCACGCGAACGAUGCAUAACGUUAAGGUUGUUAAACAAAUCAAAGAGAGUGAAGUCGUUUUACUCUGAGUGAUUCGUUUGAGAUCGAGUUAUGCCAGAUCUGAUUGUCAUAUUUCGCCAGCGUGGCCUAUCAGCAAUGCGCAAGGUAGCAUAUCACAAAAGCUUGCCCUAAGUGAUUCGUUUAAAGCUGCGUUCUGAAUUUUCGGUUUUUCCAAAAGAUUAACUGAAGAGAUAGGUUUAGCGACCCGUUUGCGAUUUUUCGCAGCACAAAAAUCAGGCGCUACCAACUGUUUGUAGAAAUGUAACUACAAUUUUUCAUUCUCAUUAUCGGGACGUAUUUUAGUUGCCUUCGCAGAUUUACAAAGAGAAUCUUAUUGCUUUUAAUGGAAAUACUGACUUUAAGAGAGACGACUGCGGAUCUUACCAAAACGAGAAUUGAUAAUUGUUGCAGUUACAUAAAUUAAUUUUUGCUAUACCUUAUGAGAAGUUGUGAAAAAAAGAAAAUAAUUCUCUUAUAUAAAAAUUGAGGAAUAACUUUCGUUCGAACUCACCUUAAAAGAUUGAUUUGAAAAUUUGCUUAUUGCAUCUCUAUUCUCUUCUCCAGUUAAGGCCAAUAAAUUUGUUAUUCCCAAGCUUAUGUAAAAAUCACUUAAUGGCUUACGAGGAACGUGAUGCUUUUAAUAAAAAAUCUUCUUUUAUUGAAUUUCAUUAAGUAACAGCAGAAUAAGUUAAAAAACACAAUUUGUCGUCGGUUAGACGAUGUAAUGAUAAAACUUUGUCAUGUAACGAACCUCCCCCUUGCAAAUUUCGUUCAAUCAAUCAAUAAAGAAAAAAAAAGGAAAAAAAAAAGUAAAUAAAUAAGUAAAAUAGAAAAAAUGAAAGCAUGAAAAACUUCUCAAUUACCGCAAGAAAGAUUAAGAAAAAAAAAAAUAAAAAUAAAUAAAUAAGAGCGGAUUAUGUCAAAGCCGAACGUCAUACAUAGUAGAGAAUUCCAAGUAAACUCAUUUCAUGCAAAGCCAUAAAGCCAUAAAGAUGGCACGCAGCACUAUGCGAGGAAUGUUUGAAUGCAAAAAAAAAAACGUUUUUAUGGUUUUAUAUUGUUUUGCAUAACAUCAACUUUUACGAACUUUUAAAGAAAAUUGAAAUUUAAAAAAACGUGUGUCGUAAAGCUCUCCUUUUACACUCUAAGCCUUUGCUUUUACACUUUAAUCCUUUGCGUUUCUCUUUGUUGUAUGCUAAUAAAGUUAUGACUUUUUGUCUUCUUCUCUUCCUUUUCUACUUUGUAUUACGUUUCGUUGCGCGCAAAGAAUCAUUAAAUUAACAAACGUUUGUUUCGUUUUAAUCGAGUUUUUCUUGUUCUUUUCCUGAGCUCAGUAUAAAAUGGGGGUCGAAUAUUUCACACUGUUGUGGCUCCAAAUGCUGUGCAUAAUUGAUGGUAGUUGGGCGCAACGUUCACCCUAUUCCCUGCAGACGGCCGUUGAUGAGCUGCAUCGCCAGGAAUAUCCGUUGAAUGCACCACCACCGCUGUCGCCACAGCAGCACAACUUUUAUGGCAGUGCUUUGGGACCGGCUAUUAUUGAGCCGGACUAUUGGGAAGAUGAGAAUGCUGCCUACACUACUACAACAAACACUAACAAACAACGUAAUAGAUUAAAUAAACAACUAGCAAAAUAUUUGGAACGUGAAAGCUAUGAAGCCGACCAUGGUGGCCUAACACUAGGACCAUUCGGUGGCUAUGAAUUUGAUGAAGAUAGUAAUAAAUUAUUACCACCCAGUCGUAAUGACAAACGUUCGUCAUUCUUUAGAGAACGUACUAAUCUGAAUGAUGAUUCACCAACUUCCAUAUUUCGUGAGCGGGAACCUCAAACCUUGAAUGUGCCACCCGAACACGCCGAGUUAACAGAUCAAUUUUUACGUGAAAUCGAACGAGCCCAAGAGCACGAACGUCAGGAUCGUUACAAAGAUGCCCUACGUAAUCUCUGGGAAAAAUAUCAACAGCAAGAAAAUCAAAUUGAAGGCGAUUUAUUUGAGGAGGACAAGAGAAUGCGUAUACCGCCCUAUUACAUGUUAAUGCAAAGGAAACGUUCGUAUCCGGUAUUGCCAUGGUUGCCAUAUUCAGCAGAACGUGCUAAAAGGUUUCCCGUAGCUAAGAGAUCAACUAAACAUGUCAGCGAGAGUUCAAAUAAAGGUUUAAAUAGUUUAGGCAAAACCGAUGAAAACGUUGAAAAGGAAUUGAGCGAAUUAUUCAGUUCAAGAGCCGAAGAGAAGCAUAAACGUUCUAUAGCGGAAGACAACGACAACCAUAUAAAAGGAACAAAGAAUUCAGAGCCUUCCAUGAUUAAUAUGCGUUUGGAAAUGGAUGAAAACAAACAAAAGACUGAAAACGAAACUGCGAAGGAAGCGGAAGUUAAGGGCAAUAUAGCGACUGAACAUCAUCAGCAUGCCGGUCAUUCUCUCAAAAAGCAUGAACAUGGUAAACGCAGUAAUCGUCCACGUUCCCCUGACAGUCAUGAGGAAGAAAGUGCCGAAGAACAAGAAGAAUCUGAAAAUCAAGACGAGAGCGAAGGGGAGGAUAACAAUGAACAUGAGCAGGUGCAGGAAACUGAUGGCGAGCAGAACGAGCGUAAAAGAAAACGCGAAUCAGCUACAAGAAAGCACGCGACAACUUUAACCAAAUCCAGGAAUGAUGUGACGAGCAUGCGUCAAAAAAAGUCGGUAGAUUGGUCUAAUUACUUCGGAUUAGAUCGCAAAAAGAAGGCAAUGACUGCAGGCGAUGGCAAUAGCAACAACGGUGAUAUGAAGAAACGCAGUGUUAUACAAUUCGAUACGAUGGCAAUUGAGGAUAAGGACAGCAAAGGCAAACUUGAUCCGGAGAAACUGGAAAACAUGGAUAAAAAGUUGCAAUCGAUCGAAGAUUUCAUCAUAGGUGAGACCAUUAAAUAUACGGGAGCUCAUGAAGGCAUUGAUAAUCCCGAAGAAAUCCAACGAGUUAAGGAUCGUGUUUUGUCACGUUUGGCUACAGCUUAUAGUUUGGAAAAAAUGCGACGAGCCUUACAAAAAUUACGUCAAUCAAUGGAUAGUGAAAACCAUUUAUUGCGUAAUAUUAUAGAUCCUCUCAAUGAUCAAGAUGGCACCCGUAAUUCUUUGGAAUUAAUUAAGAAGGAAAGGUCGAGUACUAAAGAUGAAGAUGAAGAUUUCGGGGAAAAGUCAGAGAAGGAAACACAGGUGAAGAAGAAAAUGAAGAAAAAUAGCAACUAUUCCCGCUAUCCUGAACUGUCGAAUGAUUUUGAAGGCCCAGAACAGAGCCUAGCAGGGCCACGACGCCUUGAACCACUAAAUGACGCCUAUUUAGGCAACAAGAAUUACAUCUGGGGCUCAAAUCAGUGCCCCAUUAUAGAGGCCAUAGCAGAACGGUGCCGCGGUGUUGACUUACUAAGCGGUGACUUAAAUCAAGAGCUUUUGCCUUUGUGCGGUGUUCAUCAGAUUUGUUAUUUAUGCGGCACAUCACACAUAGCGUGCGACUAUCAAUAUUUAGAAGAAGCUGACGAUGUAUGCGGUCCUCUGAACAAAGAAUGCCAAGCAGCUGCACGUUCUGUUCUCAUGAUUUUACGCGGUACACCCGGCCCUCAGUUGGGCCCUCGCGAAUGUGCUAAAAACUCUUGUCUUUACAAUGCUAUGCGAGAAAUUGGUCUUUAAAUUCUUGCACGCUUAUUCAGAAUAUAUAAACCUUUCCCCAUCAAUAGAAACAAUAACCACGUGCAUACACAUACAUAUAUAUAGAAAAACACUCCCAUCCCCGUAACAUUUUCCUCAGUAUGAAAUAACAAAUUCAGGUUUAAACACUAGACAUAUAUACAUAGAUAGUGUAAGAGAAGACAAGUUCGACUUUUAAAGGUACGACUGUAGCAAAUUUACCAAAAGAUAGAGAUUUUAAUAUUUGAGGGACGAAAAAUAUAUGAAUAAAAUUUAUAUUAAUAUGUAAAUUAUAA